AUGCAGACCCGUUCCAAGGCAAAGACUCGCCGUGGUCGUCCGUCGGCGCAGCCUGUUGAGGAGGUUGAGGUGAUGGAGAGUCAGCCUCAGGAGUGCCUCCAGAAUGAAGAGCAGGUGUUUCAGCCGCAGCAGGGCACAGGGGUGGCGGAGCCGAACGCAAGUGGCUUUCGUGUUAUUCAGAUCUUGGAGAACUACGGCGUGGCCAGCUCGGACAUCAAAAAGCUGAUGGAGUACGGCUUUUACACGGUCGAGUCAGCGGCUUACGCCCCGAAGAAGGCCAUCCUGGCAGUGAAGGGGAUCAGUGAGAACAAGGCCGAAAAGAUUAUGGCAGAGUGCGCCAAACUCGUGCCGAUGGGCUUCACUUCGGCGGUUGCCUACCACGAGGCACGCAAGGAGAUCAUUAUGGUUACUACUGGCAGCCGCGAGGUGGACAAGCUUCUCGGUGGUGGCAUCGAAACUGGAAGCAUCACGGAGCUCUUCGGAGAGUUCCGCACUGGCAAGACGCAGCUCUGCCACACGCUGUGCGUGACAUGCCAGCUGCCGAUCUCGCAGGGUGGCGCGGAGGGCAUGGCGCUCUACAUUGACACCGAAGGCACUUUCCGCCCUGAGCGCCUUGUGGCAGUGGCGGAGCGGUACAAGCUGGACCCGGAGGAUGUGCUUGCUAACGUGGCGUGUGCGCGGGCCUUCAACACGGAUCACCAGCAGCAGCUCUUGUUGCAGGCCUCCGCCAUGAUGGCCGAGAAUCGUUUUGCGCUCAUCAUCGUUGACUCUGCAACCGCCCUGUACCGCACAGACUACAGCGGCCGGAAUGAGCUCGCAGCGCGGCAGAUGCACCUCGGCAAGUUCUUGCGUUCACUGCACAACCUUGCCGAGGAGUAUGGGGUGGCGGUGGUUGUCACGAACCAGGUAGUGGCCAAUGUGGAUGGCUCGGCACAGAUGUUUCAGGCGGACGCCAAGAAGCCGAUUGGUGGUCACAUCAUGGCUCACGCCUCGACGACGCGGCUUAGCCUGCGCAAGGGUCGCGGUGAGCAGCGUAUCAUCAAGGUGUACGACUCACCGUGCCUAGCUGAAGCCGAGGCGAUCUUUGGCAUCUACAAUGAUGGCGUUGGUGACGCUCGAGAUUGA
Molecule: messenger RNA, 1125 nt
Organism: Leishmania braziliensis MHOM/BR/75/M2904
Lineage: Eukaryota; Euglenozoa; Kinetoplastea; Trypanosomatida; Trypanosomatidae
Product: putative RAD51 protein
Exons: 1
Coding region: 1-1125 (374 amino acids)
Biological process (GO): double-strand break repair via homologous recombination; chromosome organization involved in meiotic cell cycle; DNA recombinase assembly
Cellular component (GO): condensed nuclear chromosome
Molecular function (GO): double-stranded DNA binding; DNA strand exchange activity; ATP-dependent DNA damage sensor activity
Source: RefSeq, a predicted model, not a curated record